Molecule: messenger RNA, 585 nt
Organism: Torulaspora delbrueckii
Lineage: Eukaryota; Fungi; Ascomycota; Saccharomycetes; Saccharomycetales; Saccharomycetaceae
Gene: IRC6
Product: Irc6p
Exons: 1
Coding region: 1-585 (194 amino acids)
Biological process (GO): vesicle-mediated transport
Molecular function (GO): protein-macromolecule adaptor activity
Source: RefSeq, a predicted model, not a curated record
AUGACCUACGCAUUGCCGCUGAACAAGAUCCUGGUAGCCUUCUCAGGAAACUCACACGAUGGAUGUUCUUAUAGAACAACGCUGCUUCAAGACCUAUUUGAUCUGGACGCCCAAGACGCUCAGGAAAAUAUCCUAAAAGACCUCUGCUGGAGAACGCGCUACUAUGAAUGUUCUUUUGAUCUGUACAUUGACGAAUUCGAGGACUUCGAGGAGUGGUUAACAGAACUUUGUUUACAAGAAUUCGAUGAAUUACGAGAAGUGCUGGCAGGCAUCAUCGUUGUGGCAGACUAUGAUCCAGAGCACGAAGGAAAGGAUAUAAUACUACAGAAAUUUGCCAAUUGUUUAGGUCAAGGUUCUUUCAAUGUAUGGUGUAAUACUAAAGUGAUUAGUGAGGAAAAAGGUCUUGAUGCCAACUAUAUACUUCAUGAAGAGAAUACUGAAGCUGAAAUGGUUGAGAUACAAUGCGAAAAAGAUAUAAAUGAAUAUGGAGAAAAGCUUGGAUUGAAAAGAUUGAAGGAGAUCAUUGAUAUACAUGAAUGGGAUGGCGUGUUGAUGCCAUCUUGUCAGAUUAAAUUUCCCAAAUGA